Molecule: messenger RNA, 1705 nt
Organism: Pocillopora damicornis (cauliflower coral)
Lineage: Eukaryota; Metazoa; Cnidaria; Anthozoa; Scleractinia; Pocilloporidae
Product: glycine amidinotransferase, mitochondrial
Biological process (GO): creatine biosynthetic process
Cellular component (GO): mitochondrial intermembrane space
Molecular function (GO): glycine amidinotransferase activity
Source: RefSeq, a predicted model, not a curated record
UUUACAGGACAUGCGCAGACAAAAUGCCCCUUCCCUGCUGAGCUGACGUAGAUAAGUUCAAAAAGAGUGACACGUUGCCAGAAAUAAUUGAUAAAAGAGUGUGGAACUUUCUUAUGUUUAAUUCCUUUGGGUGUCAAAACUGAAUCACAAGGUAAAUGUUGAACUAAUGAAAAUAAAGUUAAGAUAUUUAAUUGUUAGAGUAAUGAAUAUCAACAAGUUUGUUCUACGAUUUCAGAUUUAACUGAAGACAGCAUGCUAAAUAUAAGGAUAGUCAAAGGUGGCUGCCGUGGACGUGAAGCGGUUAGGUUUGGAGUGUGGUUGCGGACAUGUUCCACACUGGUAAAAAGCAAAACAGAGACGCAUGCCAGAGUACAGUCAGCUAAUUACCCAUCCGGUGACUUUGCUGAUGGCUUGAACGGUGGGAAAUUACUUUCUGAGAAAGUGAAAAGCCCAGUGUGUUCAUACAACGAAUGGGAUCCUCUUGAAGAAGUCAUCGUGGGACGCGUUGAAGGGGCAACCGUGCCCGAGUUUUCGAUAGAAGUAAAAGCAAAUACGUAUGAGAAAAACUGGUCGUUUUUCAAUACUUUUGGCGGCCAAUCGUUUCCUGCAUUACAUCUUAAAAAAGCGCAUCUGGAAAUCGAAGAAUUCUGCAACAUUCUACGACACGAAGGAGUGAAAGUUCGCCGACCUGAACCAAUUGACUUCUCAAAGGUCUAUAAAACUCCUGACUUCCAAUCAUCCGGGUUAUACGCAGCCAUGCCACGUGACAUUCUGCUUGUGGUUGGCGACGAAAUCAUAGAGGCGCCUAUGGCAUGGCGGUCUCGAUUCUUUGAGUACCGUGCCUACAGGUCCCUGCUUAAGGAAUACUUUAGCGGUGGUGCUAAAUGGACGACUGCACCUAAACCCCUCAUGAGCGACGACCUAUAUGAUGAGAACUAUGCCAUACGGUCAGUGGAGGACCGCCACAAGCUGGCUGCUUCGGGAAAGUUUGUUACCACAGAGUUUGAACCCUGUUUUGAUGCCGCUGAUUUCAUCCGAGCAGGCCGUGAUAUAUUUGUUCAAAGGAGUCAGGUCACAAACAACCUGGGCAUUGAAUGGAUGAGGCGACAUCUUGGAGAGCGUGGAUAUCGUGUGCAUAAAUUAUCCUUUGAUGAUCCCAAUCCGAUGCAUAUUGACGCUACCUUCAACAUCAUUGGACCCGGAUUGGUUCUAUCCAAUCCUGACCGGCCUUGUCAUCAGAUCGAGCUGUUCCAUAAAGCUGGGUGGACUGUGGUCAAGCCACCAUUGCCUCUCAUACCAGACACACACCCCCUGUGGAUGUCGUCCAAGUGGUUGUCCAUGAAUGUCCUCAUGUUGGAUCCGACAAGAGUCGUGGUGGAUAAAAACGAGACAACUACACAAAAGAUGUUCGAGAAUCUUGGAAUCAAAUGUGUUCCUGUCUCUAUCCGCUUUGCCAACUCUCUUGGCGGAGGUUUCCACUGCUGGACAUGUGACGUCAGGCGUCGGGGAACCUUGGAGUCGUAUUUUUAACUCUAACAGAAAAAGCCUUUUUGAAUUGCACGCAUACAUAUUUUAGUCUGCUCGCCUGCUUGAAUGAAACGUUCAACAUGUACCACGUUUUUCCAAAUGUUUUAGCCUUUGGUCAGUAAAUAUGGUGACAUGGUGGUGCGAUUUUCUGUUCCUAUUAAAGAUAUAUUAAAUGUGA